UCACGAAGAGGACGACGGAGGCUGUCACCAACCAUGUCUUAAACAACAUUUCUCGUGUCAGAUAUCAUGCACGUGUAUACCAAUGGAGAAGCGUUGCGACGGAGUAGCGGACUGCGCGGAGUCUGAAGACGAGGCGGGGUGCGCGCGCUCCUGCGACGAGCACGAGAACCGGACGCUCUGCCACAGUACCAACGUGUGCAUCCUGCUCGACUGGGUCUGUGACGGCGACAACGACUGCGGGGACUUCUCCGACGAGACACACUGUGGUGGAGCAUCAAACUGCACAUCAGAUCAGUUUCAAUGUGCCAACGGACUGUGCAUUCACAAGGAGUGGGUUUGCGAUGGUGACAACGACUGCCGGGACAACUCCGACGAAACCAACUGCACCAAGGGCAAUGGAUGCCGCGAUGAUCAGUUCAUGUGUGCGGUCGGGGAGUGCAUCUCGCAACACUGGCGCUGCGACAAGGAACCUGACUGCCGGGACAACUCCGACGAAGCCGAAUGCCCCGUGGAUCUCCUGCGUUGCGGUGAAAAUGAGUAUCAAUGCGACAACAAGAAGUGCGUGCGCAAAGAGUUCCAGUGCGACGGCGACAAUGACUGCGGCGACUGGACUGAUGAAGAUUCCUGUCCUAUGUUACCAGGCAGCUGUAACGCCGGGGAGUUCAAAUGCAGCGACGGGAAAUGCAUUCCGGAGCGUUGGCGGUGCGACACAGACCGAGACUGCGCGGACGGAGGCGAUGAGUUGAACUGCGAACCGCAUGCCAUGAGGAACUGUACCAAGGAUGAGUACACCUGCACUGACCGGCGAUGCAUACUGAAAACCUGGCUCUGCGAUGGCGUCCGAGAUUGCUCAAAUGGGGAAGAUGAGAUGAACUGCCAAGUGUUAUGUGAAGAAGACCAGUACAUGUGCAAGACUCAAGAGCACUUGCUCACCAACGCGUUUAGGAACUGCGUCAACAGGAAGCAUGUGUGUGACGGUAUGAAGGACUGUCCGAAAGGAGAUGAUGAGGAAAGGUGUCCCUUGAAGAGGGUCUGUAAUGCUGAGGAUAAGUGCGAGAAGGAUUGUAUUACCACGUAUGACGGAUUGCCAGCUUGUUCGUGCCCCUUGGGAUUCCUAUUAGCAGAUGAUGGUUACAGUUGCCGCGACAUCGACGAGUGCAUGUACGAACAGGACCCAGUGUGCUCGCAGACAUGUUCCAACACUGUGGGCAGUUUUCAAUGUGGCUGUAUGACGGGCUACGUGCUCAGACCUGACGGCCGCUCCUGCAAGCCCACUGGGGAGUCACCUACCUUGCUGUUCUCUAAUCGCAUUGGGAUUCGCCAGGUGUGGCUGACUGGAGACAAUUAUAUGCCAGUGGUGAAAGGGCUGCACAACGCUGUUGCCCUCGACUACCACUACGAGAAGAAGCUCGUCUUUUGGACCGAGAACAACUUGAGAGUAAUACGCGUGUCUCAAAUGAACACCAACAAUAUGUCAGAUGUGAUACGUUGGGGCUUGGAAACUCCUGGCGGUGUGGCUGUAGACUGGAUUCAUGAUCUGCUGUUUUGGACUGACUCGGGCACCAGGCGCGUGGAAGUGGCUACUCUGGAUGGCUCUCAGAGGGCAGUCUUAGCUGCAAAUGAUCUAGACAAGCCUAGAGCCAUAGCUGUACACCCUGGAGACGCUUUGGUCUUCUGGACUGAUUGGGGACCCAACCCAAAAAUUGAACGGUCUGACAUGGAUGGCAAUAAGCGGAAGAGCGUGAUUGUAGACCAGAUAUUUUGGCCCAACGGUCUAACAAUUGACUACAUGGAGUCCAAGAUAUACUGGGCUGAUGCCAAGCAUCAUGUUAUUGAAAGGGCUACCUUCGAUGGGCGAGAUCGUAAACGGGUGACGAACAAGGGUCUACCACACCCAUUCGCGCUGACGUUGUUUGAAGACGCCAUCUAUUGGACCGAUUGGCACACCAAGAGCAUAUCAACCGUCAAUAAGAAGACAGGGAUGGGUAUACAGACGGUUCAUGCCGGACUGAACGUUCCUAUGGACAUUCACAGCUACCAUCCCCUGAGACAAAUAAAGACGUACAAGAAUCGCUGCGGGAGGAACAAUGGCGGUUGUUCCCAUCUCUGCCUGCCGAACAGCAACGACUAUUCCUGCCGAUGCCCUGUUGGAUUCAACCUUAAUUCUGACGGGCGAACAUGCGAAGAAACACCAGCAAAAUUAUUACUCUACGCUCGCCGUAAGGAUAUCAGAUUGAAGCAAUUAAACCCAAGAAAGCAAAUUGAUUCUUUGGAUAUGGUGAUUCCCGUGGACAACAUCAAAUCUGCGGUGGCCCUGGACUGGGACCACAAUUCUAACUCUAUCUUCUGGACAGAUGUGGAGAAGGAUACUAUCAAUCGCGCGUUCAUCAAUGGGUCCCACCAAGUCGUCAUUGUUGGUUCUAACUUGAUAUCCCCCGCUGGUUUGGCGUACGAUUGGAUCACAGACAAAAUAUACUGGACGGACGCUGGUACCAACAGGAUCGAAGUGGCCAAAGCUGAUGGUAGCAUGCGCACCUUGCUAGCUUGGGAUAACAUUGAUAAGCCGAGGGACAUCGUUGUUGAUCCUAAAGGAGGAGUGAUGUACUGGUCUGACUGGGGAUCAGCACCGUGCAUCGAACGAGCGGACAUGGACGGAGGCAACCGCAAGCGCAUCAUCUCCGGUGAUAUGACCUGGCCCAACGGUCUCGCUCUGGACUUCACCAACAAUCGCAUCUACUGGACCGAUGGUGGCAACCGUACUAUUGAAUAUGCUAACCUAGAUGGCACAGGCAGGAGGACUCUCAUAGGUCAACACCUGCCUCACCCAUUUGGAUUGGACCUGUACCGCGACGAGGUAUUCUGGACAGAUUGGGACACACAGUCCAUUCAGGCCGCUAAUAAGAUGACUGGUCAGAAUCGACGCACCCUGGGCGCUGGCGUAGCAGGCCUUAUGGACGUCAGAGUGUUCCACAAGGAGAGGAUUGGAGGACAUAAUCGAUGCGGAAUAAACAACGGUGGAUGCUCACAUCUCUGCUUGCUGAAGCCCGGUGGUCAAUCUUGCGCUUGCCCUAUUGGAAUCAAGCUGAGUAAGGACGGUAAAACAUGUGCCAAUGGACCCGUUAACUUCCUUAUAUUUGCUCAUCGUGUUGAUAUUCGAAUAGUUUCUCUAGACGUACCAUAUCUCAUUGAUGUGGUGCUGCCUUUACCACCAUUGAAGAAUGCGCUCGGCGUUGAUGUUGACCAUAGAACUGGACUCAUUUACUGGACCGAUACAGGCGAAAGGAAAAUUCAACGCUCAAACAAAGCUGGCGAGAACAUUGAGACGAUAAUUGGCAAGGGUCUCCACACUGCAGACGGGAUUGUGAUAGACUCGGCUGGACGAAAGAUUUAUUGGACUGACGGAGGCCGCAACAGUAUUGAAGUUGCAGAACUGGAUGGUAGUAACCGGAAAGUCCUCAUUUGGACCGGCUUAGAUUCGCCUCGAGCCAUUGCGUUGCAUUACGAGCACGGAUACAUGUUUUGGUCAGACUGGGGAACUUCAGCCAAGAUCGAACGCGCGGACAUGGACGGCAAGAACAGACGAGUGAUCGUCGAUAACAACAUCAAGUGGCCAAACGGCCUGGCCAUAGACAGGAUAGAAGGCCGUCUUUAUUGGAACGACGCUAAAGUCCUCACUAUAGAGAGUGCAGAUUUCAAUGGCAACGACAGACGUACUGUACUUAGCAAGGUUCCGUAUCCAUACGGUAUCGUUAUCGUUGGACAGCAUAUCUAUUGGACGGAUUGGAAGACCAAAGCGCUACACAGAGCGGAUAAGUCUAAUGGAAAAGAUCAGCUGAUUAUACGAGAAAAUUUGGAAGGACUGAUGGACAUUAGAGCUGUUCAGGGUGACAGAGUACUAGAAGACGCGUGUGGAACAAAUAACGGUGGUUGCUCUCAUCUUUGCCUUCGCUCUACAGAAGGUUUCUCCUGCGCUUGCCCAACAGGCAUUCAAUUCGAAAAUCAAACGGAGCCCAAUCCAAAAACUUGCAAGAAACACCCUGAUAACUUCCUCGUAUUCGCAACUAGAGGCAGUGUAGCGAUGAUAUCACUGGAUACUCCAGAACAAUGGGAUGUUACCUUACCAAUAAAGGAUGUUCAAAACUCCAUCGCUGUUGACUUCCAUUGGGAAAAGAAGCUGAUAUAUUUUACUGAUGUUAAUUAUGACGUCAUAAGGUCCAUUAACAUGCUCAAUAUGAGUGAAACGAAAAUCAUUGUGAAUGCUAAACUCGAUACUCCUAACGGUUUCGGCGUGGAUUGGAUAGCCAAUAACAUAUAUUGGACUGACAACGAAUUUAAGGUUGUUGAAGUGGCGAGGUGGGAUGGUACAUCCAGGAAGACUUUGAUCAGCGGUCUUAAUGAACCUAGAGCCCUAGCUCUGUUUCCCGCUAAAGGCUACCUCUAUUGGAGCGAUUGGGGAGAAAGUCCCAACAUCGAAAGGGCUUUCUUAGAUGGAAGUAAUAGGAAGAUCAUCGUGAAACAGGAUCUUGGCUUCCCGAACGGUAUCACAAUAGACUACAAGGAACGAAGAUUAUACUGGACGGACGCCUUGAAGGACAGGAUUGAUACAUCCGAUUUGGAUGGACAGCAUAGAGUUCAGCUUGUUCCAGAAGCUAAGAAUCCAUUUGGCAUGACUCAGUUCAACGAUUACAUCUAUUGGACUGAUUGGUACAAAAAGUCCGUUAUGAGAGCUGAUAAGAAAACUGGCAAAAAUGUGACGGCGAUACGAACCGAUCUGGAAAUGGCUAUGGAAAUCAAAGCAGUGUCGGCUCAUAAGCAGAAUGGCUGGAACCCUUGCAAGGAGGACAACGGCGGUUGCUCACACCUCUGCCUGUUCAGGGGAACCGAUUAUAUUUGUGCUUGCCCUGACGUUGCUGAUUCACGACCUUGUGUUUUAGAACCAAAAGCCCGCGUGGACCUGAAAGUACCGGCUCACUACCCCGACUACUUAGACAGCGAUGAUGGAGACAAGGCGUUGCCGACGCCCACUGCCUUCCCCGAGUCCGACUUCAGCGGCAUUAUGAUCGCAGUGGGCAUCAUCGCUACCCUCAUCACUAUCUGCGUCAUCGUUCUUGUAGUUGGCAUGCGCAUCAGUCGCGAGCGCGCGGGCGAGGUGAAGGAGAACUACCGCGAGGCUGGCGGGCACAUCUCUUUCCACAACCCCAACUACGCAGGCGCGGCCGCCGGGGACCAGCUCGAGCGCCGGCCCAACCGCUUCCAGGGCAUCUUUAAGUACGACAAGAAUCAGGAGCGCGUGACCAACGUAUACAUCCCGGAAGGCACGUCUUUGCUGCCGCCGCCGCCGCCGCGUGCGCCGCCUCGCCCGCACACCCACGACGACUUCGAGCCCGUCACGCUGCACCCCUUCGCCUGAACGACCACUCGUCCACUCACGCGACGGGGAGUAGCUAGUAGCGACCGCAUUUAUGUAGCCGGAUAGUAGGACGCCGGGUUCGAACGCAAACUUGAGUAGCGUCGGCGAUUCGGGGUUAAGUGUUCAGCUCAGAGCGGAGGCCAAAGAGUUUAAAAAAGAAGAAAUUCCACCUCCGCUCUUAGACUAAACGCAUACCCCAGUAAAUAACGCGUGAAAAGCCUAAUAUUAACGAACAUGUUUACGUAAUACGGAUCUCGAUAACGAUGUGCUAUAAUGUAUAUUAUGAAUUACAAGUGGCACUAGAUAUUCCUGUUCGCGCGACAGCGACGUACCUACUGUAGAUGUACGUGCGAGAUGUUAUGUAUGUUGUCGAUUAUUUGCUCAUUCUGAUCUCACAACUACCUGAUACUCGUCAAUUGCACCGAAAUGGAACGCAUUAAUAGGUACAAUAAGAUCGGAUCGUAAGCGAACAUAUAUCUGUGUUAAUGUGGUUUGUGUAAAGCCUUCACCUGCACUUAGUUUGUAAGUACAACGUAAAUGUCUAACAGCGAUUAAUUCAGAUCACAAUUUCCUUAAAAUUAAUCACUGAAGUUAUUCCGUCAAAUGAAUGGAUACGUGUUUUAUUACGAAUAAAACAUUAUUCAUAUUAUAGUACUACACUACACUAAACACCACAUUAAAACACACACGUGCACACUACAACUACACACAGAACACACACACUACUACUACGCACACGAACACACUACACUACUCGUACUAUUUCAUAGUACUAUACUAAAUAUGGUUAUUGUUAUAGUUCAUAGAUAUAGGCAGAUUUGUUUAGAUAAUAACUAGCAGCAAAUUCUGGCCAUGUGUAAAUAGGUGUAUCUACCCAUGUUAAUUAAAUAUGUGGAAUCUGUCAUUAUAGAAAAAUAUGACGCUGGUAAUUAUGGAGUAAUAUACUUAACGUUUAGUAAUGUUGCAACUGCGGUACCAUGCCACAAGUCUUACUAGAUACUCGUAUAUGUAUGGAUCAUAGAUUUAUAUGGACGCAUAUUAUAAAGGUGUAAAUUAUGCAAUACAGUUUAUUUUCGGGCGUGGUACCGGAGUUAUAUGUGGUCGAGAUAAUAAAAUUAUCAGAUACCUAGUAUAUUUUGUAUGGGAGUGAAUUGAGAGUUUACUUGAGUUAUUUUUAUACAAGUUGCCUUGUGCGCGGCCCCGCGGCUCACGGGGGCGCGCGCAGGCUCGCGUUGCGACCUUAUACACCCGUGUGCACUGUACAGUGUAUAUUUUACACUAUACUGUACACAUGUAAUCUUUUUUUUAUUAGAAAAAGAUUGACCUAGAUGGAAUCCUGUCCUCGACAUCGUAACGAAAGGCAGACGUUUGUACGUGAACAUUGCUGGAACUAAAAUUUACCGUGUAACGUCACAACAGUAGUUUCAAUUAUUUAUGUUGUUUCUCUGAGAAUGAAAUUACGCACUUUUAAUAUAUUCACCAGGUCAAAAAUGGUGACAAUAAAAUAAUAUCAAUGUAAAUAGUUAGUUUUAAUUACGAAAUUUUGUCAGACAUUUUGAUGACGCGGCAUUAUGUAAAUAAUUUAUUUCUACUCAGGUGCGGUAUGGACCUGAUUGGCUCAUUCUGACUCCGGUCGUUGGAUUGCGGCUCAUAUCAAAACUAUUGCUUUUAUGCAUUCCUCCGUAAAAUGUGAAAAUGCUCGACAAGCAUGGCGUUUUGUAAUGGAAAAUGUUGAAAAGGCAAUUAAAUCACGACUUAGGGAAAUUGUUUGAGAGUUUACUUUUCUGUAAUUGGAUUACCGACGUCUGUCACACAUAAGACGUACACAAAGUUUCACAGGGUGUUUUAAUCUAAGGUAGAAUUAGGAAGGGAGUCACCGGACGCAGAUCCGACGAGAAAACACAUUACUUGCCUGUGUAAAGACAUAUUUUUUUAAACGUCGCUAAAUACAACAUUGUAAACGUUUUUCAAAAUCAUUAUUCAAAUUUCUUCAUUGGAGUAGUGAGGUUUAUACUAGUGAAUGGAACGUUAUGUUGCGUACUUGAUAUAUAAGUUUAACGCCGUCUGUAUGUAUCUAUCAUAUUAAAUAAUGCAUAGGAUAAUGAAAAUGUCUAUCAUAUAUAUUUUUAGCCAAAUGUUUUGUAAUGGUUCUAAACUGAAAAAAUAUUUUUGUUGAGAUGACUCAGAAGUUUAGUGUUUGAUCCGCCCUGCAUACUGUUACUAAUAAAACCUGUUUAUUUACAAAGCAAUUUCAAAAUAAUUACGUCGUUUCAAACCUCUAUUUGUUAAUUUUAUAAUAAUCACGUUGAAAUAAUAAACGAAUUUAUUUUAGACAAAUGUACAAGCACUAUCUUCUUGCACGACUUAUGUAUUUGACUUAAAUAUUACUCUUGAAUGUACGAGGUUUGGAAGACCUAAUGUUAUAGAAGAUUUUACAGAUAAAAUAUAUUUGUAUUUUUCUCUUUAUGUUAUGUAGGCUUGUAAGGGAAAAGAAGUAUAUAAUGAGAGUGCUGUGAUAACAGAUGCUUCGGGAUGUUGAGUGGAUGUAACGAUGGUCAGUUUGGUUUUGAAAUGGAAUAUUGUAAUAACUCGGUCGAUGACAAUUGCUCGGAUGUCUUUAACGUUCAGUUUCGUAAUAAGGUAACUAUUCCAUGAAAAUGCACAAUUCGUAACUACGUUAACGCACAAAGCGCGUACUCACGUUUUACUCGAAAAUACCAUGAUAGUAUUAAUAAAUGUGCAUUAGUGCCAAAUAUGAAACUUCAGUAAUGGAUUUUUAUUACUUUGGAUAAAUUUUAACUUUAGCAUUAAUGUUUAGGUAACGAAUUGACAGCUUUUACACCUUUGAAUUGAUUGCCUCCCCUGAACGAGGUGUUAAAACUGU
This is a messenger RNA of Pectinophora gossypiella (pink bollworm), 8294 nucleotides long. It is a transcript of the gene Lrp4, whose product is annotated as low-density lipoprotein receptor-related protein 4. The transcript has 32 exons. The coding region runs from base 83 to 5410 and encodes 1775 amino acids. The record is from RefSeq and is a predicted model, not a curated record. Gene Ontology annotation, molecular function: calcium ion binding; protein binding. Lineage: Eukaryota; Metazoa; Arthropoda; Insecta; Lepidoptera; Gelechiidae.